GGUGUAAAGUAAAUAAAACGUUGCUGUCUCACAGCAUUUUAUUAUGGACCAAACAAAGAAAGACGAUCUCAUUCCUACAGCAGAUAAAUGUACAUAUACCAGCUGUUAUUGUGAAGAAAAUGUGUGGAAACUCUGUGAGCAUGUAAAGGAGAAAAAUCCAGACAGGCUGGCAUAUUGCUACUGUGUGUUUAUAUCUAAUGAAAACAAGCAGAUACCACUCUGGCACCAGAAAUCUAGUCAUUCACCUGAUGGUGUUGUAGUGUGGGACUAUCAUGUGAUAUUUGUCUACAAUGAGGGUGAUAUUUCACUGGUCUAUGAUCUUGAUACAGACCUACCAUUUCCAUGCAACUUCACAGAGUAUGCUGCAAAAGGGAUCAGACCUAAUAGCACAAUAAAAACACAAUACUACAGGAAAUUUCGUGUGAUAACUGGAUCCGAGUUUUUAUCUACAUUUGCCUCAGACAGAUCACACAUGUUAGAUGCUAACAAACAAUGGCUGAGUGAACCACCACCGUAUCCUUGUCUACAAACUCCAGAUUCUACAAACAAUAUACAAGAUUUCAUAUCUAUGGAUCCAGAAGUGGGAUUCGGGACUGUGCUCAAUUUUGAUGGACUUGUUGGCAAAUUCUCUUGCAAUCUUCAUACUUAAUAUUGACCAUUUACUUAUAUUAUAAUAUGAAGAGGAUAAUGAAGGACUCCAAGGCCUUUUAACAGGAUUUCCAGUUAUUGAGAAAGUUUAGGAGUUCAAAACUUAAGUUUAGGGACAUCAUGCGAUCAUCUCAAUGAAAUCUAGUUUCAAUUCUUUUUUUUAUAGAAAUAUUUAUAUUUUUUACAUGAAACAACACAAUAGUUAUUUAUAGAUGUGCUUCUUUUAGAUAUAGUUUUGUUAUCUUC
This is a messenger RNA of Ylistrum balloti, 894 nucleotides long. Its product is annotated as protein N-terminal glutamine amidohydrolase-like. Gene Ontology annotation, cellular component: nucleus; cytosol. Gene Ontology annotation, molecular function: protein-N-terminal asparagine amidohydrolase activity; protein-N-terminal glutamine amidohydrolase activity. The record is from RefSeq and is a predicted model, not a curated record. The transcript has 6 exons. Bases 44 to 649 code for a protein of 201 amino acids. NCBI's taxonomy places the organism in Eukaryota, Metazoa, Mollusca, Bivalvia, Pectinida, Pectinidae.